Messenger RNA from Spodoptera exigua (beet armyworm), 786 nucleotides. NCBI's taxonomy places the organism in Eukaryota, Metazoa, Arthropoda, Insecta, Lepidoptera, Noctuidae. The record is from the annotation of a GenBank genome assembly.
AUGGAUAUCAACGUUAUUUCUCCAGAUGAGAGUAUAAGAAAAAUUGAAGAUAUUAUUGAUAUCCAGAAAGCAAAUGGAUAUUUCAAUGUUCGGCAAGUGGCCUUCAACCUUCCCUCCGAGUCGGCAAGCUCAGUUUCGGCAAAUACAGCUAAAAGCUUAGAAUCAGGUUUAUCUAAAACUAAAUCAGAUAGUGAAAAUAAGAAGAAGUUGAAGAAAAUACGAUCAAAACGCCAUAAGAGUCCUUUACCAGAUGUGGUAUCAUGGCCGAGCGAUUCGGACAUAACGGUACUUAGAAUGAAAUUAUGUUUGACUGACAGUGAUGUGAAGGAAAAGGUGGGUAAUCUGAUUCCUGGAGAUGGGCUUCACCAACCAGACAGCUCAUCCAUGGUAAAUUUAGCUACAUUGAUCCGACAGUCUCAACCACCAUCCAAACAAAAUAUUUAUAUGGAAGAAUAUCUUAUGCCACUAACCUCUUGGGAGAGGGAGCAAGAUCCAGACCAGGAACCUGAGAAAGAGGCUCCAAUGGUUGAAGAGGAACAAGAAAACGAUUUUUCUACAAAAUGUUUGCAUGCGCAUGGUGUUUACGAACCUAGAUGCAGCCAUGAACUUAAUUUACACUUGUGUUCUAAGGACAGUCAGUCUAGUUACUCAAAGAUCACGAGAAAAUCUAAAUUCGCUCGGUUCCUGCGUCUGUACUUCUGUCCGUGCUGCACCUGUCUCUACAGAUUGGAAAAGAUGCGUGAUGAACCAUCGGAAUAUUUCACGAAAGGCAAAGAAGUAAAUUAA